CAGUUGUGCCCAAUGAGUAUAUCCAGGUUAAUAACUGUGCUAUAUAUAUAUAUAUAUCCAUGGCAGCCUGUGCUUCAGUUCACUGUAUCCAGUUGCACAAUGUAUAUCCAGUGCAGGAUUUGUCUAAGCAGCAGUCGGUUUGUUUCCUCAGCUGUAUGAAAGCAAUAGAUCCACUGCAGAUACUCGCACUAAAGCAGCAAUAUACUCCAAGCAGACUUUGUACUAGCAGGGCAAUGCAGCCAGUGAACUUGUUGUGCCACUGCCCUCUCCCAUGGAAUCCAGGCAGGACGGGUCUGCGGAAUGUACAGACUAACGGGGGCAUCUUGCUCAGUGUUACAAAGUAUCGCGUUUGAUAUAUGGGCAAAUAUACACAAUAUUCCCCUUCAUUGUGUUUCCGAGCACUGUUUGUAAACAUCCUAGAGGAAAAGCAGACCGGACGCAGGGAGAAGUAGUACAGGAUGCGCACUGUGCGUAUGCUACUCCCCUCUCACAGGGAGUGGUCUCUCCCUGGCGGCCAUGUCCGCGGUUGCUUGGAGAAGGGAGGAGGCGGAGGAGGGAAGGGAAUAGACGUACAGUAUAGCCGGGCUGCGCUGCCAUUGCACUGUAGAGCCGAGCGCUGGGAGAAGUGCGAAGUGGAGGCGCGACUGAGCGCUGCCAUUUCAGGAAAGAAGUCCUUGGAGCGGCCACGGGACUGAGCUGGAAUAAGGGAAGUAAGAAAGAAACUUUUGGGCUGCCUCCCGGUUACUCUGCCCUCAGCGGCUGUUGCUUUCUCUUCCGUGAAAGUUCCGUUCCCCCGCCCCGCUGGGACAUGAGCCUCCGGCUGGUGUGAGGGCCGGGGGAGCCGCUCGUCUGGGGACUCAUACUGACACCGGCCCUCCAGGGAAAGGGGGCUGAGUGCGGGGAAUCAAGAUGUCGUCUAGAGCGGCUGCCAAUAAGAAUACUGUAAUGGAAGAAACUGCAAUAUGGGAACAGCAAACAGUUACACUCCACAGGGCCCCUGGAUUUGGAUUUGGCAUUGCAAUAUCUGGAGGCAGAGAUAACCCACAUUUUCAAAGUGGGGAAACCUCUAUUGUCAUCUCUGAUGUUCUUAAAGGAGGGCCUGCAGAAGGUUUGCUGCAGGAAAAUGACCGUGUUGCAAUGGUCAAUGGGGUUUCUAUGGAUAAUGUCGAGCAUGCCUUUGCUGUUCAGCAGUUGAGGAAAAGUGGAAAAAAUGCCAAAAUUACAAUUAGGCGGAAGAAAAAAGUGCAACUUCCAGUAGUUCGUUCUGAACCAGACCCAGUAUCUGGGAAUGAAGAGGACAGUUAUGAGGAGGAUGUGCCUGACCAGAGAAGUGCCCACAGUGGUCCUGGAACCAGCAGGAGAAGUGAGAAAAGCUGGGUGAGGGACAGAAGUGCAAGCAGGGACAGAAGUUUAUCACCAAGAUCUGAUAGAAGAUCUGUUUCUUCCAAUCAACCUUCUAAACCUACCAAAGUGACCUUGGUGAAAUCUAGAAAAAAUGAAGAAUAUGGUUUAAGGUUGGCUAGCCACAUAUUUGUAAAAGAAAUUUCCCAAGACAGUCUUGCUGCAAGAGAUGGAAAUAUUCAAGAAGGAGACGUGGUGCUUAAGAUUAAUGGCACAGUCACAGAAAACAUGUCUUUGGCUGAUGCAAAAACAUUAAUAGAAAGGUCGAAGGGCAAAUUAAAAAUGGUAGUUCAAAGAGAUGAAAGAGCAACUCUACUUAAUGUCCCAGAUCUAGAUGACAGUCUACAUUCUGCAAACGCCUCAGAAAGAGAUGACAUUUCAGAAAUUCAGUCGCUAACAUCAGAUCAUUCCAACCGUUCACAUGAUAAACCUCGGCGCAGCCGCUCACGGUCACCGGACCAGAGGUCAGAGCCUUCGGACCAUUCCAGACAUUCUCCACAACAGCACAGCAACAGCAGUAGUCGAAGUCGAGAAGAUGAGAGAGUUUCGAAACCUGGUGCGAUAUCUACUCCCGUUAAGAAUGUAAAUAGUGUACCUGUUUCCCGAACUGCAGAAGAACCUUUAUUAGAAAAGGCGGAUAAACAAACACCUCCUCUUCCAGAACCAAAGCCAGUAUAUGCCCAGCCAGGACAACCAGAUGUGGAUUUGCCAGUCAGCCCAUCUGAUGGCCCUUUUCCCAAUUCUACACAGGAAGAUGGCAUGCUUCGGCCGAGCAUGAAACUGGUGAAGUUCAGGAAAGGAGACAGUGUAGGCCUUCGUUUGGCCGGUGGUAAUGAUGUUGGAAUUUUUGUCGCUGGUGUAUUAGACGACAGCCCUGCUGCAAAAGAAGGUUUGGAAGAAGGGGAUCAGAUACUCAGAGUUAACAAUGUGGAUUUCACCAAUAUAAUUAGGGAAGAAGCAGUGCUGUUCCUGCUUGAUCUGCCCAAAGGAGAAGAGGUUACUAUUCUUGCUCAGAAAAAAAAGGAUGUGUAUCGCCGGAUUGUUGAGUCAGAUGUUGGGGAUUCAUUUUAUAUAAGAACUCACUUUGAAUAUGAGAAAGAAUCACAAUAUGGAUUAAGUUUCAACAAAGGAGAGGUCUUUCGAGUUGUGGAUACUCUUUACAAUGGGAAGCUUGGAUCAUGGUUGGCUAUAAGAAUUGGUAGAAAUCACAAGGAGGUGGAAAGAGGGAUAAUUCCCAACAAAAAUAGGGCUGAACAACUGGCUAGUGUACAGUACACUCUUCCUAAAACUGCUGGUGGAGAUCGUGCAGACUUCUGGAGAUUCCGUGGCCUUCGCAGUUCUAAGCGAAAUCUACGAAAAAGCAGAGAAGAUCUUUCUGCGCAACCUGUUCAAACAAAGUUCCCUGCUUAUGAAAGAGUCGUCUUGAGAGAAGCUGGAUUUCUCAGGCCUGUGGUUAUUUUUGGCCCAAUAGCCGAUGUUGCAAGAGAAAAGUUGGCAAGAGAAGAACCAGAUAUUUAUGAAGUAGCAAGAAGUGAACCAAGAGAUGCAGGUACUGACCAGCGCAGCUCUGGAAUUAUCCGUCUUCAUACUAUUAAACAGAUUAUUGAUCGGGAUAAACAUGCUCUUCUUGAUGUGACUCCAAACGCUGUGGACCGAUUGAAUUAUGCACAAUGGUAUCCAAUAGUAGUGUUUCUUAACCCAGACUCUAAACAAGGUGUGAAAACACUGAGAACAAGAUUAUGUCCAGAAUCACGCAAAAGUGCCAGAAAACUAUUCGAACGUUCACACAAACUACGCAAAAACAAUCACCAUCUUUUCACAACUACAAUUAAUCUCAAUUCCAUGAAUGAUGGCUGGUAUGGAGGCCUUAAAGAGGGAGUACAACAGCAACAGAACCAACUAGUGUGGGUCUCAGAGGGCAAAGCAGAAGGUGGCACAGAUGAUGACCUUGAUUUGCAUGACGACCGUCUUUCCUACCUAUCAGCACCAGGUAGUGAAUAUUCAAUGUAUAGCACUGAUAGUAGGCACACAUCAGACUAUGAAGACACAGACACUGAAGGAGGGGCUUAUACUGACCAGGACCUGGAUGAGACACUUAAUGAUGAGGCUGGGACUCCACCAGAAUCUGCAAUCACACGAUCUUCUGAACCAGUCAGAGAAGACACAUCAGAGAUGCAAGAAAACCCAGCAUACCCAACAUAUCCACCUCAGCCAAUCCUUAGAACAGAUUCUCCUGGGUAUAAAAAUGUACCUUCUCAACAGAAAGCAGAUGCCUUACCUGCAGCCCCUUACCUUUCUGUGUCGUCUGAAACAAACCUUACAACUUCAACUGCUGCUGUUAAUCCCACGGUAAAACUAAAUAAUGUUCGAUUGGAGGAUCCCAACCUUGCCCCUUACAGCUCUUAUCAAGCACAGGGUGGCCCCUUGAGAUCACCAAGCAAUGAGACAGCUCAUAUUAUACUAAGAGACCAAGAACCUUCAUCUUUACCAGUCCAAAUUGACUCAGCAAAGGUUUAUAGAAAAGAGACUUAUGCAAUGGAAGAGAAUCCUAGACAAAAUUAUUUGAUGAAGCAGCAAGUACCUGGCCAUCAAAUUCAAAGACAUGAAAAAGAGUCUAAUUUAAAGUAUGAUGGCAUGCCAGCGUAUGCAGAGAAACCACUGAAUAGAGAAUAUGACCAGUCUUAUCGCUAUGAUUCUACAUCAGAUUAUGUAGAUCAGUUUCCCCACAAUUACGAUGCUCGAAUAAAUUACGACGAUCAUGUGCCUACAUACGAUGAACAGUGGGGUUAUUAUGAUGACAAGCAAUCAUUUCCCCAGAGACCACCAUUUGAUGGUAAACGUAAUAGGGACUUCAAUAUCAGACAACACUCUGAUGAAAACCUUGAGCAUAAUUACUUUCCCCAGCAGCCUAGAUUGGAGGAGCCACCUCCUGUUGCUUUUGACAAUCGCCCCCGCCCAUCCCAAAACUACAAACCAACCCAAGUACAUUAUGAAGACGCACCAUCAGUAGAUUAUGAUAUGCAUAUGCGUUACAAACCUGAACCUCAAACCAUUCCUUCUGUGCCAACAUCAAAGUCUUCUGAUACAAAGCCGUAUUUUGAUCAACACAUAAGAGGUUAUGAACAUAGUCCUUCCCAGGUAUUUAACACAAAGCCAGGACAGUAUGAUACAUCUCCUAGAACGGAACCAAUGCCACCUCCACCUGCUCCGAGUAAGCCAGAGCUCCUUUCAACAAGCUCUAAACCUUUCCCUGCCCCUGCUCCUGCCAUUCCUUCUGCAGCUGAAGACGAUGAUCCAGCUAUGAAGCCACAGUCUGUACUUACUAGAGUGAAAAUGUUUGAGAACAAACGUUCUACUCAAGGUGAAAAGAACAAGGAUAUGAAUGAUUCCACUCUUGUUAAGGCCCCAGACGUUGCACCUAAACCUAUACUUAAUCAAGUUAAUGCUCCAAAGGCUGCCUCCAUUUCUCAUUAUGAGCAGGACAAGGCAACUUAUAGAGUACCAGAACCUCAAAAGCCUCAAGUGAAGCCCCCAGAAGAUAUAAUUCGGGCUAACCACUAUGACCCUGAUGAAGACGAGGAAUAUUAUCGAAAGCAACUGUCUUACUUUGAUCGAAGAAGCUUUGAAAAGCCUACACCCUUGCUGUCUGGAAACAUCCUGCCCGAGCCUGCCAAACCAGCGCAGUCUCAAAGUCAACUUAGCUAUAACAGCUACCCCUCCAAGGGAAAACCUGCAGAUUUGGAGCCUCUUGACAGACCCAUUAGUGAGAAACGUUAUGAUCCAGUUCCGCAGGUUACUUCUAACCAGUAUACCCAGCCUUCUCCUGUGGUUGUAAAUCAUUCAACACACACUAAACAUAUGCAUUUAGAAGCCAGCUCUGUAUCUGUGGAGGUUCCAAGUUCCACAGUGUCUAAGCCAGAGCCCCCUCCAACUCAGGCCAAGCCAACAUUGUUCAGACCAUCAAAUAGAGAGGACACUGUGCAGUCAAACUUUUACCCUCAGAAGAGCUUCCCUGAAAAAAGCCCUGUAAAUGGCACUGAACAGGCUCCAAAAACAGUUACACCAUCUUACAACCGUUUUACACCCAAACCUUACACAAGUUCAGCAAGACCCUUUGAACGCAAGUUUGAAAGCCCAAAGUUCAACCACAACCUCCUGCCAAAUGAAGCACAAGUAAAGCCAGAGAUGCCCACCAAACCUCAGAAUUCUCCACAGCCUGUUUUAAAAUCAAAUAAUACGUCAAUUUCUUCUGAACUGGAUAGUAUAUCCAAGCAGUCAGAGAACAAAUCUAAAUAUCAACCAAAUAAUGUUAAUCCAGUGCCUAAAGCAAUCCCAGUCAGUCCUUCUGCACUGGAAGAUGAUGAUGAAGAUGAUGCACACACAGUCGUAGCAACAGCUAGAGGCUUCUUUAAUAGUAACGGAGGUGUAUUAAGUUCCAUAGAAACGGGAGUCAGUAUCAUCAUACCCCAAGGAGCAAUUCCAGAUGGCAUUGAACAAGAAAUAUAUUUCAAAGUCUGCAGGGAUAACAGUAUCCUGCCACCCUUGGACAAAGAGAAAGGAGAGACGCUACUUAGUCCAUUAGUAAUGUGCGGACCUCAUGGGUUAAAAUUCGUGAAACCAGUGGAGCUGCGCUUACCACACUGUGCGUCUAUGACUCCUGAUGGUUGGUCUUUUGCUCUAAAAUCAUCCGACACCUCGUCGGGUGACCCAAAACACUGGCAGAACAAGUCACUUCCUGGCGACCCCAACUAUCUUGUCGGAGCAAACUGUGUGUCCGUUUUGAUAGACCACUUCUAAGCCUCCACUGUAAUGAACGGAAAUAAUGUGAAGCCAACUUGGACUUAAUUAUUUAUCGUAACACACCCUAUUGAGUAUUAACUGAUUAUACGAUAUCAAUGAACUCAAUAGUAUUAGAACUUUUGCCUGAACUUGCAUUUUUAUGAAGUAGAUAUUAAAAGCCAUGGUCAAAAUAUCGGCCUCGAAACGGGCAUGCGAAGGUGGUGCCACUGAAAUAUCUUCCCUGUCCUUUAUAAAAUAAUGCCUUUCAGCUGCUUAGUUUGUCUCCAAAGGACCAACGCUCAAACACUACAACAAUAGUUUUCCUUAACAAUAACCCUAAACCUCAGUUGUUGCCUAAUAACAUUUAAGCGAAUUGCUAGAGCUUUUGAAAUUUCACGUUUUGGUUGUGCCCUUUUUGUUUUCUUUGAUAUCGAAAACUGCCUGUUUUUUUUUUUGUUUUUUUUUUUAUUAUGAUAAAGAGUUCACAUAUUUGGUGCUGAGAUCCUGAUCUGUGACACUUAGCUUGAACCAGUGUUGGAAGGGCCCUCAGCAGCAAACAAUUGUAAACUGCUAAUAACACCAUCUUGUUCAUACUCACAAACACUGCUACGACUUUGGCAGAGUAUUAAGUAGCUCCUCUUGCCAUAAGCUAGUUAACCCACUGGUUGUUAAGACAUUUUCCCAGAAAACCCCCUAUUUGGCCAGAAAUGAGGAAUAUCUGUGCCUGAGGACAGGGUAAACUAAUUCUCAUAUAGAAUUCUUAUAUUCAGCUCUGACCUGAAAUGUGUUCUCUACAUUUAGAGAACCAUUUAGUUAACAAACGGUGUGGUUCAGGUGCUUCCAUAGAUUUGUAAAAAAAAAAAAAAAAAAACCCUAACCUAUUUACUAUACAGUUAACCAGCAGGGAUGCCUUACCCUCAUGUAAUGUCUUCAGUCUCUAGUUUUCUUUAUUACAAAGUUCAUUGGCUUUCUGCGCAUACUUAGGGUAAUGUAUAAUGACAAAGAUUUGAAAAAAAAAAAAAAAUAUGAAAUAUUGUGAACUCAUUAUUCUCUUCUGUUGGUCAGAUGAGACUGAAGGAAAUUGUAGGUUUUCUGCUAUGCAUUUGAAAAAAGAAUUGUUACAAUGCCUGUAUAUAAAAUGCGUGCGUACCACUUUUUUUUUUUCUCUUUUUUUUGUUUUUUUGGGUUUUUUUUUUUUUGGUUUGUAAAUUUAACUUUUUUAAGCUUUACUUUUUUGUAUAAAAAAUACUGAAAGUUUCUUAAGGAUACCUUUGUACUCAUACCUUUUUUGAGCCUUGAACUUUGUAACAUCUGCAGCAAUAAAAGCAGCAUUUCUACAAUACUCACCACAAGAACAUUUUGAAGCAAAAUGCACAAAGUUGCUACCUUUAUAAAAACGCUGAGCAUAAAUUCUCAGAUUUCUGUAGUUUGAUUAAUAUCGUAAACUAUCCCUGCUGCAAUUUGUGAUAAGGAUGCUGUAUUAUGUGCCCUGAAAUGUAUUUUUUUACUAAUAGACAAUUUAUUAUGGCACAUGCGCACGGUCUCUCUAUAGAAGAUACAGCACUGCAUUCUCUUAAUCGGUUAUUAGUUCUUCACGUGUGGCUGAUUUUUUUUUUUUUCCUUUGCAGUUAUUAAAAAUUACACAUUUCUAAAUAUAUGAAAUAAAAUGGUUUUAAAAUAAAAAAAAAA
Molecule: messenger RNA, 7869 nt
Organism: Xenopus laevis (African clawed frog)
Lineage: Eukaryota; Metazoa; Chordata; Amphibia; Anura; Pipidae
Gene: tjp1.S
Product: tight junction protein 1 S homeolog
Exons: 28
Coding region: 910-6198 (1762 amino acids)
Source: RefSeq, a predicted model, not a curated record